CGCUCACCCACUCCCACCCUUUUCCCCGCCCCCUCCUGCCUGCCCUCCCCAAACGACGGUGGCCGCACUGGGAGCAAAAGCAUUCAGCACGUCUAACUAAGGCCUUGCCAGAGCGUGCGAUCCGGCCGCCGGGACUGCACGUACGCGUGCGCAAAGGUGUAAAGCUGGGAAGGUACGCUGAGGCUCGGAGGUGGAGGCGCAGCGCUCGGGAGGUGAGGUGAGGCGCUGCCUGGUGUGACUCGCCCUCGUCAGUAUUUCCUAAAUGACCUUACACCCUUUGCCACCCUGGUCCUGGGCCAAGAUCAGCCAAUCAAAAUCCUUACCCAGAAUUUUUUGAACUGAAAUUGAGAGAAAAAUCCCUCUUCAGUAUGGAAGCCAUAAAAUGUAAAAUACAGGAGCUGUCAGCAGCCAUGUGUCCUGCCGUACGGAGCCAGCUGGUGUGCUGUGAGAAGGAAGCCGACGUGCCAGCAGCAGCAGAGAACCAUGUGUGCUCAAUACUGUAUCUCCUUUGCUGAUGUUGAAAAAGCUCAUAUCAACAUUCAAGACUCUGUCCACCUCACCCCAGUGCUGACAAGCUCCAUUUUGAAUCAAAUAGCAGGGCGCAAUCUUUUCUUCAAAUGUGAACUCUUCCAAAAAACUGGGUCUUUUAAGAUUCGAGGUGCCCUUAAUGCCAUCAGAGGCUUAAUUCCUGACACUCUAGGAGGGAAGCCCAAAGCUGUUGUCACUCACAGCAGUGGGAACCAUGGCCAGGCUCUCACCUAUGCUGCUAAACUGGAAGGAAUUCCUGCUUACAUUGUGGUUCCCCAAACAGCUCCCAACUGCAAGAAACUGGCAAUCCAAGCCUAUGGAGCAUCGAUAGUGUACAGUGAACCGAGUGAUGAGUCCAGAGAAAAGGUCACUCAAAGAAUUAUGCAAGAAACAGAAGGCAUCUUGGUCCAUCCCAACCAGGAGCCAGCAGUGAUAGCUGGACAAGGAACAAUUGCCCUGGAAGUGCUCAAACAGGUUCCCUUGGUAGAUGCACUGGUGGUACCAGUGGGAGGAGGAGGAAUGGUUGCUGGAAUAGCCAUUACAAUUAAGGCCCUGAAACCUAGUGUGAAGGUGUACGCUGCUGAGCCCUCGACUGCAGAUGACUGCUACCAGUCUAAACUGAAAGGAGAACUGACCCCCAAUCUUCAUCCUCCAGAAACCAUAGCAGAUGGUGUCAAAUCCAGCAUUGGCUUCAAUACCUGGCCUAUUAUAAGGGACCUUGUGGAUGAUGUCUUCACUGUCACAGAAGAUGAAAUUAAGUAUGCAACCCAGCUGGUGUGGGAAAGAAUGAAACUGCUCAUUGAGCCUACUGCUGGUGUUGGCUUGGCCGCAGUGCUGUCUCAGCAUUUCCAAACAGUCUCUCCAGAAGUCAAGAACAUCUGUAUUGUGCUCAGUGGUGGGAAUGUAGACUUAACCUCUUUAAAUUGGGUGAAGCAGGCUGAACGGCCAGCUCCUUACCAGACUGUUUCUGUUUAAAUUCAAGGAAGA
Apodemus sylvaticus (European woodmouse) is the source of this 1515-nucleotide messenger RNA. RefSeq names its product serine racemase (gene Srr). The transcript has 9 exons. Gene Ontology annotation, biological process: pyruvate biosynthetic process; D-serine biosynthetic process; L-serine metabolic process. Gene Ontology annotation, molecular function: serine racemase activity; threonine racemase activity; magnesium ion binding. Gene Ontology annotation, cellular component: cytoplasm. The record is from RefSeq and is a predicted model, not a curated record. NCBI's taxonomy places the organism in Eukaryota, Metazoa, Chordata, Mammalia, Rodentia, Muridae. The coding region runs from base 484 to 1503 and encodes 339 amino acids.